This is a messenger RNA of Ceratitis capitata (Mediterranean fruit fly), 1360 nucleotides long. RefSeq names its product gamma-glutamyl hydrolase (gene l(3)72Dr). Lineage: Eukaryota; Metazoa; Arthropoda; Insecta; Diptera; Tephritidae. Gene Ontology annotation, biological process: tetrahydrofolylpolyglutamate metabolic process. The transcript has 8 exons. The record is from RefSeq and is a predicted model, not a curated record. Gene Ontology annotation, molecular function: gamma-glutamyl-peptidase activity. Bases 283 to 1185 code for a protein of 300 amino acids. Gene Ontology annotation, cellular component: vacuole.
GGGUUGUGGGCUCCAGUGCCAAAUAAAAACGAAACAUAAAGAAAAUAACAACAAAUCCAAGUGCAAAUGCGAAAAUGGUGCCAAGUAGGUUUUCGCAUCGGCGCGUUUCAAUUUGAUUUUCCGCUCAUUUUUGUAAACAUGAACUGCAGCCAUUUUCCGUCGCUUCACGGCAACUAGUAGUGUGCCAGAGCCCAAAUCAAAACAACCUGCAACGAGCUGCACGAAAAUAUACACAUCAUAUAAGUAUACCAACAUACAUACAUAUGUUAAUAGCAUCGCAAGAUGAAUGGAUGUGCUGCUGUGGUUAAGCCUUUUGUCGGCGUCUUAUGCAUCGAUCGAGCGAAGGAAAUGAGUCGCGGCAUAAGCAGUUACAUAGAUAACGAGUACGUUGAAUAUUUGGAAGCCGCUGGAGCUGAAGUUGUUCCUAUUUGGAUUGAUAAAAGCUUAGACUAUUACGAAGAUAUAUUGAGCAAAGUAAAUGGAGUUUUAUUGCCUGGAGGAGCUGUUUUUGUGAAUGAGAAUGAUCCAGCACGAUUAGAGUUGACAAAUCAUUGCGUUACCGCAGCCCGAAUAAUAAUAGAAAUUGCAAAGAAGAAACACAAUGAAGGCAUUCAUUUACCUGUUUGGGGAACAUGUCUUGGAUUUCAACUUUUAAUUAUGUAUACAACCGAUAUGGCGAAUACUGCUUAUGGUAGAGAUCCACGAGAAAAAUGCCAAUAUAUGAAUUGCUAUUUACCAGUGGAAUUUUUACCAGAUUUCCGUGAAUCGCGAUUAUUAGCAAAGUUAUCUGCUGAACUUCAGAGAAAAAUGAAAAUUGAACCCUUUGGUAAUCAUCGUCAUAUGUAUUGCGUAAGCAUUGAGUUUUGUAAAACAAUCAACGAUGAUUGGCAUGUAUUGGCGAAGAACAAAGACGGCCAUGGCUUGGAGUUUGCAUCAAUUAUGGAGCAUCGCAGGUAUUACUUUUUCGGCACACAAUUUCAUCCUGAAUCGCAUUGCUCGCCACAAUGUCAGCCAGUAAAAGAUUACUUAUCGAAUUUUUUUGUAAAUCAAUGUCGCCUCUGUAAAAAUCGCUUUGGCAAUAUUGACGAUGCUAAGCGACACUUGAUAAGGAAUUUUCCCAUUACCAGCGAAGGAAAACGCCAUGCACGUGUAUUUAGUGAGUUGACGGAUUAUCCUCCAGAGUAGAGCGGAAAAUGGCUGUCAAUGAAACCGACUGUAUUAAUUUAUGGCUGUUAAAUUAUUUAUGCAAAUGAUAUUUUUUAUGAUAUAUUUUUUUUUUUUAUGAUUGACAUUAAGCACUUAUGUGAUAUACUUUUGAUUGUUUUGCUGCUGAUAUCGCAGGAAUUAUGUAUACAAUAAU